Molecule: messenger RNA, 336 nt
Organism: Manihot esculenta (cassava)
Lineage: Eukaryota; Viridiplantae; Streptophyta; Magnoliopsida; Malpighiales; Euphorbiaceae
Product: EPIDERMAL PATTERNING FACTOR-like protein 4
Exons: 2
Coding region: 1-336 (111 amino acids)
Biological process (GO): stomatal complex development; guard cell differentiation
Source: RefSeq, a predicted model, not a curated record
AUGAAAGAAAGAUUAACAAUCUUCAUCGUCAUCCUCCUCUUCAUUAUCUUAAUUCAUUCUUCCACAGUGCAUUCACGUGCUCUAGCUCCCUCACCAUCACCUGCACCAGUGGGUGGUGAGCCAGAGGCCGGAGGCCUGAACCUGUCUAAUGGAAGAGGUGGCUCUGGGAAGACAAUGAGAGGUUCAUUUCCUGCUGAAUGCCAUUUCAAGUGCAACCAAUGCAAACCCUGCAUGCCUGUUCAAGUAUCUGUUCCAGCAAUGGAAUUCAAAGAGAAUGAUGAGUACUAUCCACAAGUUUGGAAAUGUAUCUGUGGAGAAGAUAUUUUCUCUCCUUAA